AAUAGUUUUCCAUGCAUCAAGACCAUCGCAUAGUUGUUUUAAGAUUUGUUCCUGAGUGCAAAACCUGUAUGUCCUGAGUUACAUCUCAGUUGCUUUCUUUUCUUGCCGAGAAAUAAUGGAAAAACUUUCAAAUGAACACAUAGAGUUGCCUCCUGGUUUUAGAUUUCAUCCGACAGAUGAGGAGCUUAUAACUCAUUACCUCCAUCCAAAGGUUUACAACAUCAACUUUUCAGCGGCACCCAUUGGAACAGUUGAUUUAAACAAGGUCGAGCCAUGGGACCUUCCAGGGAUUGCAAAGAUGGGGGAAGAUGAAUGGUACUUUUUCUGCGUGAAAGAUAAGAAGUAUCCAACUGGUUCAAGAACAAAUAGGGCAACUAAAGCUGGAUAUUGGAAAGCAACGGGAAAAGACAAGGAAAUUUAUCGAUUAAAGAAGCUUGUUGGGAUGAAAAAGACCCUGGUUUUCUACGAGGGAAGAGCACCAAGAGGGCACAAAACCAACUGGGUCAUGCAUGAAUUUAGGCUAGAGGGCAAGUAUUCAAACAACGCGACAACGAAUGACUGGGCAAUUUCAAGAGUUUUCCAUAAAGAUUCAAGUGGGAAGAAAACGCAUAUAUCACUGGUGAAAACCGGUGAAUCACAGCAUUCAAAUUUACCUGCUUUAAUCGAUACAUCAAGAACAUCGCAGGGUGAUGGAUCCCACGUGACCUGCUUCUCCGCACAAUCAGAAAACAUAAAACCUCACGAGGAUCUGUUUGAAAAUCUUAAUUUUUUUGUACCUCCUGCCUCAUCAUCUUCCCCUGCACUCCCAAUCCAAAACACCUACUUUCCCACACAAUUUUCGCCUCAACACCCGGAGUCUUUCUUAAUGCAAGAUGAAUCCAUUUUCAACUAUUUUUUAGAAAAUAAUGGGGAACAGACAAAAACUAGUACAAAAACAGAAUACUCAGAAGACACUUGCGGAAUGAGUACUGAUCUGUCUUGUGGUCAGAGGUGUCGCGAAGAUGAAGCAUAUCCCAUCACUUCUGGUGGACCAGUGGACCUUGAUUGUCUUUGGAAUUAUUAAAUUAUACAAUCAUUUUCAUCUUAGGCACUUGUUAAAGCUAUGCUGAAGCCAAUUCAUACCUAGAAAAGAAAACAUAUAAUAUCAAUCUUCAUGUCAUACUCAUAGUAUGUACACAAAUUUCAAUCUGAUUUUCACAUUUGUGUUCCAGUAGUUUAGGUGGGAUCAGAGCUCGUGAAUCAUGUUCAACAUAUUGUAAUAGAACUUAAUCUUAUAUCAUCUUAUUGUAAUAUAUUUAAUUAGUUAGUUGUUGUGA
Daucus carota subsp. sativus is the source of this 1316-nucleotide messenger RNA. RefSeq names its product NAC domain-containing protein 92. Gene Ontology annotation, molecular function: DNA binding. Lineage: Eukaryota; Viridiplantae; Streptophyta; Magnoliopsida; Apiales; Apiaceae. The record is from RefSeq and is a predicted model, not a curated record. Gene Ontology annotation, biological process: regulation of DNA-templated transcription. The coding region runs from base 116 to 1063 and encodes 315 amino acids. The transcript is spliced from 3 exons.